Messenger RNA from Perca fluviatilis (European perch), 344 nucleotides. RefSeq names its product ninein-like. Gene Ontology annotation, biological process: microtubule anchoring at centrosome. Lineage: Eukaryota; Metazoa; Chordata; Actinopteri; Perciformes; Percidae. The record is from RefSeq and is a predicted model, not a curated record. The transcript has 2 exons. The coding region runs from base 1 to 324 and encodes 107 amino acids. Gene Ontology annotation, cellular component: centrosome.
AUGCAGUGCCAGGCGGUGUUAGAGGAGCGCUUGGUUCGCUCCACCUCUCCCUCCCUGCUGACAGCCACGGUGGGGCAGAGAGUCCUCAGCCGGCUGGAUGACGGGUCAGGAUGCACCAGCCCCGAACGCGUCAUCACUCUCUGGACCGAGGAGGGCAUCCGGAACAGCCAGGAAAUCCUGCAGACUCUGGACUUCCCUCUGGAGGAGCGAGUCAGUCUGGCAGACCUGACUCUGGCUCUGGACAACGAGAUGCUGGUCAGCGGGAACGGAAUCCACCAGGCGGCCCUCCUCUCCUACAAGAACGAGAUCCAGCACCUGCAGUAGGUUUCCUUCCCCACACACAC